Molecule: messenger RNA, 2669 nt
Organism: Gopherus evgoodei (Goodes thornscrub tortoise)
Lineage: Eukaryota; Metazoa; Chordata; Testudines; Testudinidae
Product: L-serine dehydratase/L-threonine deaminase-like
Exons: 8
Coding region: 144-944 (266 amino acids)
Biological process (GO): L-serine catabolic process; L-threonine catabolic process
Molecular function (GO): pyridoxal phosphate binding; threonine deaminase activity; L-serine ammonia-lyase activity
Source: RefSeq, a predicted model, not a curated record
AUUACCCUGGCUGCAGAGAGGGGACCACAGGAGACCGGCAGCCUUGCUCACUCCUGCCCUGAACAGCUGCAGCCUCUAAGCCAUCAGGGCAUAUAUUAGCUAAAGGCCCUGCCGCUCUGCUCUAACUGCUAACCGAGCCCAGCAUGACUUCUGCCAGGAGCUUGCAUGUGAAUACGCCCCUGAGGGACAGCGUCCCGCUUUCCAAGGUGGCUGGCACCAAUGUCUACCUGAAGCUGGACAAUGCUCAGCCUACAGGCUCCUUUAAAAUCCGAGGCAUCGGCCACCUCUGUAAAACGUGGGCUGAGAAAGGCUGCAAGCGCUUCGUAUGCUCCUCAGGUGGCAAUGCUGGCCUGGCAGCUGCCUACUCUGCCAGGAAACUGGGCAUCCCAGCCACCAUCCUUGUGCCCACGUCCACGCCAGCUUUCACCAUUGAGCGGCUGAAGGAUGAAGGGGCCACUGUCUGCAUUGUGGGAGAGAUGCUGGAUGAGACCAUAGAACAAGCCAAGGAGCUUGUGAAGAACAACCCUGGGUGGGUCUAUGUGCCCCCUUUCGAUGAUCCCCUCAUCUGGAAAGGCCACAUGUCCAUAGUGAAGGAGCUGAAGGAAGACUUGGACACCAAGCCUGGGGCGCUGGCCCUGUCUGUGGGAGGCGGUGGGAUGCUGUGCGGAGUGGUCCAGGGCCUCCGUGAGGCAGGCUGGGAGGAUGUGCCCAUUGUUGCUAUGGAGACCAAAGGGGCACACAGCCUGAAUGCUGCCAUGGCUGCUGGGCAGCUGGUGACACUGCCAGAAAUCACCAGUGUUGCAAAGACCCUUGGGGCAAAGACGGUGGGAGCGGAGACGCUGAAGCUGGCCCGAGAGCACCCCGUCUUCUCAGAGGUUAUCACGGACCAAGAGGCAGUCAUGGCCAUCGAAAAGUUUGUGGACAGAGCUGCACGGCCAUUUUAAGUGAGGCUGCCCCGGUGUCACUAUCUUGGGAUUUUAUCUCACCUCUACUGCUUGGAGAACGUGAGUGCCUCAUAACAGCCCUGCGAAGCAGGGCAGGGCUGUUACCCCAUUGUACACAUGGAGAUCUGAGAGAGAGAGAGAAAUGACUUGCCCAAGGUCAUCCGGAAAGUCUGUGGCAGAGCAAAAAAUGGAACUUAGUUUGCUAGCUGAUACUCUAACCCCUGGACCAUCCUCCCUCUCUGCUGUGGAAAUGUAACAACUCUUUUCUGUAGGGGUUUGAAUCCAGAAACUUUUGUACCAAAGCACAGGCCCCUGUCACCUGAGUUAAGGGAGUAGCUCCAUUAGCUAUGGGCAGUAGUAGGUUUUUAUCCUUUAAGUCAGUGGUUUCUCACUUUUGCAGUCUGAAGGUUGAACAUAUUGUGACACACAAGGUCAAGGUCAGAGUUUAUAAUUUGGGGGGUAAUUCUUGUGUCCUGAUAUGCACCCUUUGUGCUGCUCAGGUGGGGCAAAGGGAAGAAAAGUCUGAUUUCCACCCACACCCCAAUGUAAGAUAGUCCCCAUUGGCACAGAGCCAGUGUAGCUGGCUCCUCUACCUCCCUCUUUGCAAGUCCUGCAGUGUUAGGGAAAGCGGCUGGUUUCUGGCUGUCUCCAGCUAGGAGGCGGUUGCCAUUUGGUGAAAGGCAGAGCAACCCCAAGGCUGCUCAAACCAGAAUUGGGGCAAAGCCUCUUUCCUCAUCUCUCCUGUGAUGGCCUGCAUGGGAGAGGAGGUAGUGUGUACAAGGAGCAUCCCUUGGCUCAGGCAGAACCAGUAACCCUCCUCUCCUACUCUCCCUUGGGCUCCCACAGCCCAGCAACAGAGCAGAAAGAAUCACUCUCACCUCCUUCCCCCGCAAUGCAGCAGGCCACCAGCUGGGGCAGUGCUGAAAAACUGCAUUCCUGGCUCACACUGUCGCUGCUACAGGGGCAGCAGUGGGAGAUGGCUGGGAAUGGGUAGCACCCGCUUCUGUCUCCCUGUAGCAACAGGGCUUAUUUAAAUCUUACAGCUUAAAAAACAAAAACAAAAAACCCCCACAGACCAUGGCUCAGGGAGCACACUUCAACUCACAAGGGCCACAGGUUGGACGCGGUGGCUGUAUGUGGACCCAGCCACUAGAGGGAGACAAAAACACUCAGCCAGUGUGUCACAGAAAGUGACACAACAGCCAUGCCCCUCCAGCAUUUAACAGGGACAAACAGAUGUGGGUGAUGUUUAGUAAGUGACCAAACCCAUCCUGGAGAGACCACCCUGCCCUGUUUUCUCUCACCCACAACCACCUGCAUUUAAGGUGGGAGGGGAGCCAAACAAGAGAGGCCUCAAGCAAGACCACCACUGGGGAGAGCACAGGGUGUUCUCCUCCUCCGUAGCAGGCAGCAUGUGUACUGAAUAUAAAACAGCAGCUGCCUGGCACUGUGAAAUUCAGAAAACAAGACUGCGUCAGUAAUAAACCUCCAGAAUUGCCCAACUCCUCAGAAUGAUUCGUUACUAAUCUUGUGGCCUAUUUUCUAAUGCCGCAGGCCUGAAGGGCUGGGAGGAUUUCUGCCAGUUCGGUACAGUUGCUAGGCACACAGACAGUGUAUGCAAACUAACCAUUGCAGCAGUGUGAAAGGGCAUGAGCACCUACAAGUGAAAAGCACCGGGAGCCCAGGUGUCAAUCCCAAGCAUCCACAAUAUCAUCAGAAUGAAUU